AUGGGAGGUACUGUGUCUGUACCCAUUGACCGCACCCGGUCACUCAAGGUCAUCGGCGCAGGCUAUUCCAGGACAGGAACACUGUCUAUGGCUAUCGCCUUGGAACAGCUUCUAGAUGGACCAGUAAUGCACGGCGGAUCCCAGCUCCUUGGCAGAGAAGACGCCUAUGUCAAGCUCUGGACGGAAGUCUUCGAAGCUCGCCACGAUCGACCCAAACUACUUAAGCUUCUGAAAGCGGCGACAGCUGGCUUUGUCGCUAUCACGGACGCGCCUGGUAAUUGUUUUGUUGAAGAGCUUCUCGAAAUCUAUCCUGAUGCAAAGGUCGUUUGCGUCACACGCGACAGAGAAAAGUGGUGGGCGAGCUGGGAAGCUGUGUCGAAAAUGGCAGGAGCUGGCUUUCUCAACGUCUUCCUGAUGCCCGUUCCCGGGAAGAGAUGGUAUCCGAAGCUCGUUACUCAAUUUCUCGAACAGCAAAAUGAGAAGUUCGGCCCGAUGACAUCAGCGCGACUUGAUGAACACAACGAAUACGUCAGAAAGGUUACUCCGCCGGAUAAAUUCCACAUGAUGGAAUUGAGCCAGGGUUGGGAUCCUUUGAGCAACGCACUGAAACUGCCUACACCCGAUACAUCGUUUCCAAGGGUCAAUGAUGCUGAUGCUGUGAAGGGAUUGGAACUACAGAUACUCAAGGAAGCUGGCAUUCGGUGGCUCAUGAUCAUUGGUUUGCCUGUUAUCAUGACUAUUACAGCGUGGCACGUUUUAUAUGGAUCAGAUUAG
Messenger RNA from Fusarium coffeatum, 774 nucleotides. RefSeq lists its product as uncharacterized. Bases 1 to 774 code for a protein of 257 amino acids. The transcript is spliced from 4 exons. Lineage: Eukaryota; Fungi; Ascomycota; Sordariomycetes; Hypocreales; Nectriaceae. The record is from RefSeq and is a predicted model, not a curated record.